This is a messenger RNA of Cimex lectularius (bed bug), 2106 nucleotides long. RefSeq lists its product as uncharacterized. Gene Ontology annotation, cellular component: chitin-based extracellular matrix. The transcript has 2 exons. The record is from RefSeq and is a predicted model, not a curated record. Bases 48 to 983 code for a protein of 311 amino acids. Gene Ontology annotation, molecular function: structural constituent of chitin-based larval cuticle. NCBI's taxonomy places the organism in Eukaryota, Metazoa, Arthropoda, Insecta, Hemiptera, Cimicidae.
GCUAAGCUCUCCCAGCUCAGUCCUUAUCUAGUGACUGUUCCGGCAACAUGCCUCCUCUAUCAUUCUCCGCUACUAUUAUAAUCGUCUGUAGUGUUUGGGGCGCAAACGCGAAAAUUGGUGGCUGGGAUUCUUCGCCGAAUACGCAGUACCACAUCCAGACAGAUGAAGGGCCGGAACGUUACUUCAGGUACCAGACGGUCAGUGGCCAGUACAGGAAGGAAAAGAGGCUCCAAGACGGCACCGUAGUCGGCACUUCCGGGUGGGUCGAUGCCGAAGGCUUUCUCAGGCUACAGGACUACAUCGCGGACGACAAAGGAUACAGGAUCGUUAGGACGAAGAUGGUGAGGGUAGAGGCCCCUGCCCAGUCCGUCACGACUCCGCCCAAAAAGUAUUCUUCUACAUUACCUCCUAUCUCUUUGAGCGAUUACCUCAAGCAGAAGAAUAAGGAAGAGAAAUACGGCUCGACCCCUAAGCCCAUCACACUCAGCGAGUAUCUCAAAACGCCCCAAGUGGAAGUAAACAACAACGGCUACCCGAGCACGACCGCCUCUCCUCCAUACUCCUCUUCGACCACCCCGGAAUCGUAUCCAUCGACCACAGCGGAGCCGUACCAUUCGACCACCCCAGGAUAUGUGAGGCCCGUCACCUUCCGUCCUUACUACAAUCCCAAUACGAUAAGCUACGUCAAAAAACUCUAUGAUAGCGUCGGUGCCUCGAAGUACGAAGCUUCGGGUACGGAGAACGUGCCAAGGUUCAACGGCGUCGAGCUGACCCACAACGGAUUCAGGUACUAUCUCCCGAGGCACUACCACGAAGAGGAGAAUCUCGACGGAGAGAGGAGAGCGGGCAGUUUUGGAUACAUCGACCCAUUCGGCAUCAGGAGGGUCAUCUACUACAACACCUCCCCUGAGUCGGGGUUCGUCCACAGGAAAAACAACCGCUACGUCGGCUUCCAGUCGACGCCGUACGACCCGAGAUACUGAGUGCCACCGAUAUACGACUCGAAACCAAACGAACUCGAGAUAAUUUAUUUCUAGAGAGAGAGUAGUUUUUUCUUUUUUAAGCGACGAAUGUGUGCCCAGAGACUUUGGUUCUAGCUUUAACAAUGUGAUAAACGCAUAUUUACAAGUGCGGAUUUUAUUUUUCUCAAUGAACCCGGAUUUGUCCGAAGCGUAGGAUUUAGCCUUGCUUGUACGCCUGAUAUGGCCCACUCUUGAAAAAAUACGCCCCGAUCCAUUUAUUGUCAGAUACCAUGUGUGCCAACUAUUAUUCAUUUAUUUCAACGUGUCAUUUUCAAUCGACAUGUACUGUAAAUUUAUAAAUUUACAUCUAUUAGAUUUUGCGCUUAUUAUUACUUAUUUAUUCAUUAAUUAUAAAAUGCUUUAGGAAUUUUAUAUAUUUAUCGAUCAUUUUUGAAAUUUACAUAUUUAAGUAUGCAAUACUGCUUUUUAGAAAAAUUCCUAAUUAACAAGCAUGCUUCAUAAUUUAUGCUUUGUAAACAAUACAUAUUGGGAUAAAUAUCUUUCAAUAUAUUUCUCUUUAUGCGGAAUAUUCUUAUUGGAAAAAUAUUGUACGUUCAAUUUUGCAUAUCAUAUUUGUUCGUUCAGGGCGUAUUUAUCUUAUAGGUCCAUCUGUAAUUUUCAUGUGGCUGGGACGAUUCGUAACAACUUAACUACACUAGGUACCAAAAGAAAAGGGCCUUAACGAAAUGAACGAUUCCUAGUCCAAGUAACAUUAUUAACCUAGACUUAAUUUAAGCGUGUUCCAUCCUAAGGAAGUUGUCGGAAAACUUAUUUAGCUGAUAAGGUGAUUGGUAAUCAGAGCUCCAAAGGAGGGAUAAGGUGCCAUAAAGGACGACGUCAAUCAAUGUUCAUUCCGCCAUUUUUGGCAGAAUGAACUAUGGUUACAUCGUCCUUGAUCUUGUACAGAAUAUUUUUAAGCUACAAUUUGUCAAUAGGAAAACGAAUAAACCCAACUUUUAAGUAGCAGUUAUAGAAAUAUUGUAAGUUCAUUAAUUCCCCCCACAACAACAAGAAAAUAUUGAAUUGUACUAAUAUCCUGUGACCUACUGUUACUCAUUUAAAUAAAAACAAAUUUUAAACAAUU